Necator americanus (New World hookworm) is the source of this 8076-nucleotide messenger RNA. RefSeq lists its product as uncharacterized. Bases 1 to 8076 code for a protein of 2691 amino acids. Lineage: Eukaryota; Metazoa; Nematoda; Chromadorea; Rhabditida; Ancylostomatidae. The record is from RefSeq and is a predicted model, not a curated record. The transcript is spliced from 62 exons. Gene Ontology annotation, biological process: motor neuron axon guidance.
AUGGUGGCAGUAACGAUGCUCCUCGGAGUGGUUGAAACACUUAGACAUCUAUUAGUAUUGCUUGUUUGUGAAGAAGAAAAUGGCUCAUCUUCCCUAAUAUCUGGAGGAGAUCAUACAGCGGAGAAGUUAGAUAACAUUCAUUUGUCUCACGAAAACGUUACAUCGGAGAGUUCUAUGGAAACCAUGUCGACGUCGACAAGCCCAACUUCAAGUGGUUCUCCUAGAACUGGAGAAACAGUGAGCACCACAACGACUAGCCGGAUGGAAAACGGAGAACCUUUACCGCGACUAGCGCCUGGAAUUUAUCACAAAAAGCCGGCUCCUAUUCUCGCUGAUGCAGCUAUUCCGUUUGGCGGUGGUACGUCGCCGUUACCUCAUCCAUCUGAGUGUGCACCAUUGGAGAUGCGUGGACCGCCUCCAGCAUGGAUGCCACCACAUCCUCCAGACAGGGAUCAAGACUAUGAGAAUAACUACGAAGAUCCUGAAGACAUUAGAGAAAGAGAAUUGUCAUCGCGAGACCUUCUUCUGACAACAGCCACAACGGCACCACCGCCCAAGUAUAACUCGUACGAGAUGUCAUUGUCGCAACAGCGCCGCUCCGGAAUGGUACGUGAGCCGCUCGCACCUGCACUGGAUGAUUGGACUUCGUUAGCUGAGGGUCAAACCGUACUACACAAAAAUGCUGAUGGAGCAUACUAUAUUCCAAGUGGUUCAGUAAGAACAACGACAUCUACUCUAUCACCAGCAUCGCAGACGAGAUAUAUGGAACAAUGCCGUACCGUUAGAGCAUCGGAUCCAACUACAGCAUUAAUUAAGUACCCUACAACAGCUUCAAUAGUACAGCAGCCCACUAAAAGAAGAACACCCAAAAAGAACGUUCCCGACAUGAAACCGUCGUAUUCUUCGAAGCGACCGUCAAUAUGUUCAUUGUUUCUAGCAGCAGCUCUACUUAUAGCACUGAUUAUUAUUAUCUUGUUAUUAUUGCGGAGUCCCUCCUAUGUCUACUCGCAAUCAACUCCAGUAUCAUCGACAACAGACAAUCGAAUAUCGAUCGAUGAAACAUCGUUAAGACCACUGCCUUCUGUGAUUAGUUUAGGUCAACGUGUAGAAGCCGAUAUAUUACCGCAGCAUAUGACGAACACAGAGUUAUUCAUCGCUCGUGCUGGACGUGUUGCAUUCAAUGUGACUGUUGGCGCCGGAGCUCAAAUGGUACUUCUGGGACGGCAUGCCGUUGUACCGUCACUGUCUCUUCACGAUUUCUACCAUCCUCUCCGAGCUGACCGAUUAGCGCCACCUGCACCGAGUCAUAGCGUUGAAACGGCCAGACAUAAACGACAGAUACAAGAAAUGAUUGCACCACGCUACGCAGUUUUUGAGCACUUCUUAGUAGAUGGGAGGUGGUAUUUGAGUUUGAUCAACGAGAGAAAUAGGGUUGAACCCAUCAGCCUACUGGCGUAUACAGUUGCUGCGCCGACAGAAUCUUCUGUAGACGGUGCCAAUCCGAUUACGGUACGGUGUGAAGCUGAUUGCAAUGGUCAUGGUGAAUGUCUCCAAGGAGGAAGAUGUAGAUGUGCUCCAGGAUUCACUGGAGAAGCUUGCGAAGAACCUGUCUGCCCGGUGGUAUGCAGCGGUAAUGGCGUAUUCUCCGGUGGAGCAUGUGUCUGUAAGGCGGGAUUCAAAGGAAAAGAAUGUGAUGUGCACGCGCACUGGUGUGAAAUAGCGGACUGUAGCGGACAUGGACGAUGUGGUGACGAGGGUAUAUGCCAUUGUGAGAGAGGUUGGACAGGAGACGGUUGCGAACUGCGCGCCUGUCCUCAUCCGACAUGCUCAGAUCGAGGUGUUUGUGUGAACGGUCGAUGUUAUUGCACAGAUGGCUGGCGAGGAGCAGACUGUUCCGUGCCUGUGAUUGAACCUACUCAACUGGUGGAACGUGCUCCUACCGUAGUUGCUGCACUGGUCCCCGUUGUUGAACUGAUACCAGCCACUUCGGCAACGGAGAAACCACGUCAAGUCAGUCGAGAGCUUGAUCGACAGAAGCUACCGGAGCCUAGCAAGAUCGUUCGACCGCCACCAAACUGCAGUAAUCGUGGUAAAUUUGUGGCUGGUGUAUGCAGAUGCGAUCAAGGAUGGGAAGGUGUGGAUUGUGAAAGAGAAGUAUGUCCGCCUUGUCUGCAUGGUGCAUGCAUGAGUGGACUCUGUGUAUGUGAAACAGGCUGGAGCGGUGAUCUCUGCGACGAAGCAGAAUGCGCAAUCGGCUGUCUUGAGCAUGGAAAGUGUUUAAAAAAUGGUACUUGCGCUUGCGAUAAAGGUUGGAAUGGAGAAAACUGUUUCGUGGAUGGUUGCCCUCUGUCCUGCUCCGGUCAUGGUGAAUGUCGGUAUAGCCAAGGGCUUGCGGAAGGCUGGAGAUGUGUUUGCCAACCAUCUUAUACUGGAAAUGAUUGUGCAGUACCGAUAGAGACCGAUUGUCGGGAUGGUUUGGACAAUGACAAUGAUGGCCUCAUCGACUGUGAUGAUCCGGAAUGUUGCUCAUCAACCGAAUGUUCGAGGGAAGCAGUUUGUGCUGCAGUACCAGCACCUGUGGAUGUGCUACUGAGGCUACCAGCAGUACAGAAUGCGAAUUUCUUUCAACGAGUAUCAUUCAUCAUCAAAAAUGACUCUGUACAGAGCUACUCUGAUCAUUCGCAGUUUAAUGAAAGCAUGGUGUCGGUGAUCCGUGGCCGAGUUGUAUGGAAUGGUGGGGCUACGAGUGAGAGCACAAGUACGGUAGCUUUACCUGGUGUGAGGGUUUCGGAUACCGUAAACCCUUUGUAUGGUUUCACGCUCACACGUGUCGAUGGCGAGUUCGAUCUACUCGUGAAUGGUGGUCGUACGGUAAAUCUGCAGUUUUUGCGAAGUCCAUUCCAGCGCAUAAAACGAAGUGUGUACGUUCCUCCAAACGAAAUUGUUGUCGUGGAUCCGAUCAAAAUGGCCAGGGAUGAGGUGCGGGAGCUGCAUGCACGACCAGAGUGUGCCAUCGCGAACAGAGUCCUGCCUUCGCCAAUACUUCGGCCAGAUUGGGCCGUGUCUACCGAAGGGAUCCCAUCGACACGAAGCGUGGCAACGGUAUUAGUUGCUGAUACGAGGAGUGUGGUACAGAGCUUACCACUCCCUGGGUCAUCGGUCCGACUUGUAUACGACUCAUCCAGAGUCUCAGCUUCCGAAUCAGUACUCGUCAUGGGCUUGUUGCCUGAGAAAAUUGAUCCCGAUCUUCGACUGGUGCACAUUUCGAUUGAUAUCGCUGGUAGAACAUUUGAGAAAAAGUUGGCACCACGUGAAAAUUUGACGUUUAUAUGGUCGUGGGAUAGACAGAACAUCUACAGACAAAGUGACCAUGGAAUGGUUCCUGCAAAUGUGAGAGUUGGCUAUGAGUAUCGAGGAUGCAGUCGACCUACUGAAAUAGCGUGGAUCAAACGACGCAUCUUUAUGGAAGGCGCGAGAGCACGACGCCUCGAGGGUGGGGCGUGGAGUGUUGACAUCCAUCAUCAUUUGGAUGCUGUUAAUAGCGUGCUUGAAAUGGGCAACGGUGGUCGACGAUUCAUAUCAAAUUCUGUGCCAAUGUUGGAACUUUUUGUCGGGUCAAACAAACGUCGUCCAUUGGAGUGUCAAAAUUGCAACGGUCAAGCAGCCGAUGCAUCCCUUUUUCGUCCUUCAACGUUAGCGCACGGUUUGGAUGGUAGCGUAUUUAUUGGUGAUCACAAUUUGAUCAGAAGAGUGAGCCUUGAUGGACAAAUUUCAACAGUAUUGUCGCUGAGUCUUCCCGACACAUCAUACCCGUACUAUUUGACUGUGAGUCCGGUGGAUGGAUCAUUAGCCAUAUCACUACCAUUACAUAAACAGAUUUGGAGGGUAUCAAAUUAUUCACCACUGGAUCCAGCGGCUAAUCAUGAGGUACUCGCUGGUGAUGGAACGGUGUGCUCUUCUGCCGCAGACGCAUGCGGUGACGGUGGACCUGCAGUGGACGCGCAACUAUUUUUUCCCAAGGGUCUUGCCUACGACGGAGAAGGGAACUUGUAUGUCACUGACGGACGCCGAUUACGGGUUGUCGAUGCUUCUGGUACGAUACGUUCCAUAGGUGACACAUCCUUCGACAGAGCACCUUCCUGCGACAAAGCACUAUUUUCGCUAGCGAAACUUCAGUUGGAAUGGCCUACUUCGUUGACGGUUCACCUUCCCACUGGACAAAUAUUUGUUUUGGAUUCUAAUGUCGUGUACCAGCUGGACAGAGUGCAAGAUACAGUGGAAAUUGUAAUUGGUGCGUUAUCAACGUGCCAGAACGCAUCAUCUCGUCACAUUCUACGAAAUGCGCGUGAUAUCGCAGCGUCAGCAGAUGGAUCGUUGUAUGUAAUAGAGUCCGAUGGAAAGAAGUUGAAUCAGAUUCGUCGCCUAUCAGCAGAUCGGAUGAGUUUUCCCGUAUUCGCCGGACAGAAGACCGCGUGCGCUUGUGAUCUCGCGGCAUGCGGCUGCGAUGACAGCGCAUCUCCCUCGUCGGUACUUUCAGCCAAAGUAGCGCUAUUCAGUUCUCCAGCUUCUGUCAGCAUCGACGCUGUUGGUCGUGUCUAUGUCGCAGAUGCAGCAAACGGAAAGGUGAAGAGAAUAGUUCAGCGAGUUGCACGGUAUGAUCCGGCGUCACGGCAGUACAGCGUUGUGGAUGCGGAUAGAAAUGAACUGUACUCGUUCAAUCGCUAUGGGUUGCAUACCUCGACGCAGUCUCUGAUAACCGGAGCAGUGCUGUAUAAUUUCACAUACAACGUCGACACAAGCCUUGGCCGUCUCACAUCAAUUCAUGGAGCUGGUGGUUAUCAGCUGCGGUUCAUUCGUGCGAACGAAUCUCAUUGCACGAUUGAGACACCGUCCGGGCAACGUACUGUAUUAGUGGCUAGCAUCUAUGAUGGAGUGAUAGAAAGUGUGCAAACGGGUACAAGUGAACCAGUGCGAUUGAACUACCUCUCUGGUGGUUUGUUAGUAACGCGUUCGCAAGGAGGUUCGGCUGUUGUAUUCGACUACAACAGCAGAGGACAAGCGGAAGCUAUGCGAAGAGAUGGAGAGGUGUUCAGGAUUGAAGAUGAGGAGGUUUCUUCUGGUCGUGUGUUCACAAAUGUUCUCAGAAACGGAAUCCCAUUUGCCACCUUUUCCUCCCGCUGGUCAGAAGUUGCUUACGAAGAUUCUUCUCCAACACGCAUAAUAUACAUGGACGAUGGAUUCUCCGUGUCACAUGCUGGCAUGAAUUCGCUGCUGGAUGCCCAUACACAUCCGGCUCAUGGGGAGACGAGCAUCCUAAAGAUGAAGACCACAAUCGACGCAAUUCAAAACCCUACAAGACGAUCGUUGACAUCGCGUUUCGAUUGGCGUCCUUUCGUGAAGCGCGGAGGGGCGGAACGUCGUAUCGCUGAGGUUGGGGCUCGGCCGAGGGUGAACGGUGUGAAUGCAUUCACUGUUACAUUCGAUCGAGUAACUCGAAGUGACGUCAUCAGUGCGAAAUCCGAGGAUGAGACUCUACGCUUGACGUAUAUGGAUAGCGGGGAGUUGAAGACAAUCGCUCAGGAGGCUGUGAUGGAUCUGGAACCGGGUUAUCAAUUAGCAAAUCUCACUAUCAAUUACGAUUCACUGGGAAGAAGAAAUGAAAUUGUAUGGGGGAAUCGCAGUACACAGGUGGCGUAUGAUCGGCAGAAUCGCAUUGUUGAAAGAAGUGUGAAAGGUGGUGUUACGACAAAAUACACGUACAUCAAGGAGCUACGCCAUCCAGCAACGGUUGAAUUUCCCGGAGGCUUGAAAUAUUCGCUAAAGUACGACUCUCGUGGACGUCUUCGUGAGCUGACUACUCCUGCAGCUGAAACUCAUCUUUUCUCAGCAACACCUUUUGGUAGUGGACAGGUCAUCAAAAGAAGAGUGCCAUAUACUAAGAAGCCGUUUGUGGCCGUUGAAGAUAGCGAGGGUCGACUGCUAGAAUGGGUCACAGCAGACGAACAACACCAUGUCCUGAAAGAACACGAUCAAUACGGGAGAGUUGUCAAGGAAGUUUGUGAUGGAAGCCCGACCGCAUUCACCUACCAUAGCGACCGUAUUGCAUCUGUGACGUCGGCUCAACUUACGGCGAACUUCACUUGGCAGGGGCCGUUGCUCGUGUCGAUUAGUGAGCGAAGGAUGAUGAAAAGAUGGCGUGAUUCAUCGUUUGCCGUUGAACAUGAUGAGCUAUUGAGACCUACUUCUAUACAAGCAGUGAUAGCUGGAACUGCGGUUGAACCGAUUCAGCUCUCUUAUGACGAUCGCACCGCCUUCCUGUCAUCCUUUGCCGGUUAUCAGAUUCUGCGAGAGUCGACGAUGGUCAGAAUUCAAGGAUUCAAGAUGAUGCACGAGACCUCAUUGGAUGCAUACCGGCUCCCAGCUUCACUGAAAAUUGUAAUCGGUGAUGUGAGGCUGUCGCUAGCGACAAUGCGCGACAGUGCUGGGCGAACGAGUAUGAAUAUGUGGCGAACAAUAAACGGAGAGUUUCGAGAGACGAAGACAUAUGAUGUGCAAGGCCGGCUAGCUAAUUGUGAAAUAAACGGAAAAGAGAGAUGGUCAUUCACCUACAAUGACGACAGUCGACCGCUACUCGUGAACGAUCAAACUUUCGAUUGGCAUGCAGGUGGUGUUCCGAAGAAGGCGGGACGUUCGGAAUAUAUUUUAGAUGGAAAUGGCUGGACGAUUAAACGAGGUGACAUAUCAUUCGAGUUAGACGGUUACGGUAGGUUAAUUGGAGCACAAGGUCCUUCGAUAGACAUGAAGAUGAUAUACGACUAUGAGAGUCGAUUGAUCGCUUACAGAAAUGGGGCGAUUCUUCACUCGCUGUACUAUGCAUUUCCACAUCUGCCUCGACACGUUUCUCACUUCCAGUCGUCCUCACAUUCCUCUGCUACUUCUAUUCUAUAUACUGAGGAGGGUGUAGCGUUUGCAAUGAGCCGUGAUGGUUAUAGAUAUGCGUUGGCUGCGGAUGACGAAGGAAGCCUGAGAUAUGUUCUCAGCGAGUCCGGCGUCGACAAGGAGAUUCACCGUGAUCCAUUUGGACGUGUUAUUGCCGACACUCAGUCGUCGUUGUGGAUUCCACUCGGAUUUCGUGGUGGAGUGGAUAUACCCGAACUCUCUGUGGUCAUAAUGCCGAAUUCUCGACCUUAUGACGCCAUGACUGGCCGAUACAUGUCGUUCGGUCCUACGCACACUGCACGAGUUCGUUUCAAUGAUAUUAUUCGCUCUGUGGAUCCGUUCGCAUUGGAAACUUCUGAUACGACUCCAUUGAUACCGACAGAUCUGAAGUCAUGGUUCCGAUUGGCCGGCCUAUCAACCUCCCUGCUACCGCCCUCCGAUCUUCAUCUCUCAUGUCAGCACAGCGUUUGCGCUCGUUCUCUCGCCUCGUUCCCCUCACGACUGCGCGUGUUCUCCCAACUGCCUAGCCUACCAUCUUCUGACCUACUGGAUGAGACCUUCACCGGAAUGUAUCCGCUGAAUGACAUCACUUUAGCCGUAGAAGAUGCUGGAUUCCACGAAUUGUUGGUGUUGACACCGAACAACAAGGCUACUACCGUCGAAACGCUGCACGGUUUGAACGCCAAUGAAUCGGCAAUCAUCAAAUCGAUAAUUGAACCUGCUCAUGAAACCGGGUGGCGAGUUUUCGGCACAUCCUGGGAGCGCCACCUUGUUCGUCCUGAUACUGUACCUCAAUCGCUGACCUCAACGUCUCUGCCACAUUUCACUUUAGUCGUUUCCCGUGACACUGUAGAACUUCGUAACGGAAAGACUAAAAUAUUUGUACAUUUUGGUAGUAAUGCGGAAGCAGUGAAUAAGGCAUUAGUGGAAGAUCUUCGUCGUAAGGAAGGUCCUGCUGUCUGGAGAGCAGAGCGCAGACGAGUGGAGCGUGGCGAGAGUCAACACCCAUGGACAGAAAGAGAGAAACGAGAACUUCUGUCAAAGGGUGCUGUUGCGGGUUACACGAUCGAAAUGGACGAGUUGUCACGCGCACGGUUCCCAUCGGUGCACAUUUGGCAUUUCGUCAAAGCGAUAUAG